Molecule: messenger RNA, 750 nt
Organism: Venustampulla echinocandica
Lineage: Eukaryota; Fungi; Ascomycota; Leotiomycetes; Helotiales; Pleuroascaceae
Exons: 2
Coding region: 1-750 (249 amino acids)
Source: RefSeq, a predicted model, not a curated record
AUGGUAUCACUCGUUCUGCUCCAUCUGACCUUCGUCACUUCGGUACUUUCCCAAUUUAGUCGGGCUGAUGAAAGCGAUGGGUUUUAUAAUCCUCCGCCACACGAAUACCCUAAUCAUUCCUCAAAUCCCGUAUGGGUAAUCGGCGAAAGGCAAGUUAUUCGAUGGUCGACAUCGUUCCCAGAAUACUCAAUGGUCUUAAUGCAACAAUCGCGCAACGGAUCUGUAGAUGAGGACGGUCCAUCUGUAUUUGAGACCACAAAGGCGACGGUUACACAAUUCGACUGGCUGGUCCAAAAUUUUCAGUUCGAUUUAGCGGUUUCAAACAUUUUCUAUUUCAUGAUCGCUGGUGAUAGUUCGGGAUUUUCCUCUUUUCCCUUUAAUAUGACGAGUGCACCUCUCUCGACCACGUCCUCGACCAGCACGACAUUUUCUACCCCCACAAGUACGUUAGGAUAUACAAGUACUCUUCCGACUCUCCCCUCAUCACCUACACCGAGCGAUACCUCAUCGAGUGGCCUUUCGAAGACUAGCUUGGUUGGGAUAGGGAUCGGCGUGGCAAUAGCUAUUGUGCUUGCUAUUGUCAGUGCGUUUAUUAUUUAUUCUCGGAAGAAGGAGAAGGCAGGGCCGGAACACCAACCAUUACAACAAAAUCCCAUACCAGAGCCCACAGUGUUGCUGCUCCCCUUGAAGCCGGUGGAGAUGGAACAUGUUGAUAGGGGGCCCGGACCCCCUCCGGUGGAGCUGGCUUGA